CAACCUUUGAACAACCUACCUUUCAUUUCCUCAAUGCUUGAAAUGACUAACAAAAAUGACAAAAUGUGACGUCUAGGCUGAAAAUUCGCUAUUUUUACACAUUCCUAAUAACUUGGCAAACCAAAUCUCAGGAACCGGGGGAAACAUGGGGUCUGCUGCACACAUACUGUGUGUGCUGUUGUGUUUUUGGGUCUCAGUAUCAUGCCUCGCACUCCAGACCGUGGGCCCGUGUAUGGUCAACAGAGAGACGGCCACUUUCAACUGCAGUAAGAGACGGCUUACAUCGAUACCAAAUCACAUCUGGAUGAACGUGACUGAGUUGGAUCUUUCUGAUAAUCUCCUAGACCUGACCGAUACCAACAUCUUUAAGCAAUUAAAUCUAUUCAGCAACUUGAUCGCACUGAAUUUAUCAGGCAACUACCUCCCCCUACUGUUAAAAGAUAAUUUUUUCAGCCUCCCUUUUCUCAGAGUACUGGACCUUAGUAGGGGUGAGCUGACAUCAGUACAUGCAAGCGCUCUUGUUAGACUCCCCAGUUUAGAGAUGCUCUACCUGGGGAAAAAUCAAAUGCAAGGCCACCUGUUAACUGCAGUUCAAGACUUGAGAAAAACAGAUAGCAUUGCUCAAGAUGACCACAAUAAUGAGGCAGAAUUUUUUAAGAAUGUUAACCGUGGAGCCUUCCUGCGUAAACUACUGGAACAGGACCAAGAGAACUCUUCAAAUGUCACUGUAGCAACCACAACAAAUGGCCCAGCAAAAGAUGAUGGUUCAAAAUCCUCUUCAUACAGUUGGAAGGCACUCGUGGCAGUCCUGGUGUCAGCCAUAUCCAUCUCCAUUGUAAUUGCAUUGGUAGCCAAGUGCAAGCUUGUGCACAAGUAUCUGGCAAGCUACAGACACUCCAGGCUCAAUGAGGCAGAUGCAACAAGCCAGUGUGACCCUACAAACUUCGGGGUGGGCUUCGCGAGUCACGGAGGCCCAGGAACCCGCGCGGCGGCAUCUACUGAUGAGGUUGAUGAGGAUGAUGAUGAUGGGUUUAUUGAAGAUAACUAUAUUCAAGCAAGCGAGAGUGUGAGAGCUGCAAGAGCAUCAGAAAUGAAAGAGGAUGAUGAUGAUGAUGAGGAGGAUGAUGAUGAGGAGGAUGAAAUUCAAUUCAGUAUUGGUUAGAUUCAUUAUAUGUAAUGUCAUUAAAUAUUAAUUGGUAACAACUAAUUUUAACUUUCAUUAAGACAAAGAUUACUAAGAUUAGAAGAUCAUGUUAAUUGAAUAUAAAUAUGCAAUGGACUGAAAAAUUAAACUCAUUCAUAGUGCCAUUCUGCCGAGUAGGAUCCUACUCUUCAGGGAACCUUUGUGAACUUAUAACUGUGGGUACAUUUGCUAGUAUUCCUAGUAAAAGGAUUUAAUUAAUUUAGUAUUAUUUCUUUACAGAUGCAAUGUGAUUUAAUAUUUUAUAAUGUAAUGUAAUUAAUAAUUUUGUAAAUGUAAUUUAGGUGAUCUAACAGUUUUGGGAGGCACUAUUAUACAUAUAAGUGACUUUACACUUAACAACAUAUUAUUUGUUAUCUUUCUGAGCUUUGUAUAUAAUGUUUAUUAAUGUUCUAAUGAUGUUAUUCCAAAACGUUACUGUUUUUUAGAUUAAAAAAAGUAAAAUAGUUAGAUUAUAAAGUAAAAAGGGAAAUUUGCAUCUACUUAAACCGGUUGUGCACUUUUAUGGCCUUUUCUACCAUUUAUACAUAUGUCUUUUUGUACGUUCACUCCAUUUCUAAAUUAAAUGAUUUAAGUGGCCAACAUGUUAUUCAUCUUUUUGGGCACAUGGCGCCGCUGUUGCAACGUUGCAAUAAAGCAUAUGAUG
Messenger RNA from Paramisgurnus dabryanus, 1847 nucleotides. It is a transcript of the gene c7h1orf210, whose product is annotated as chromosome 7 C1orf210 homolog. Gene Ontology annotation, molecular function: protein binding. Lineage: Eukaryota; Metazoa; Chordata; Actinopteri; Cypriniformes; Cobitidae. The record is from RefSeq and is a predicted model, not a curated record.